Messenger RNA from Nelumbo nucifera (sacred lotus), 2589 nucleotides. Its product is annotated as zinc metalloproteinase-like protein. Lineage: Eukaryota; Viridiplantae; Streptophyta; Magnoliopsida; Proteales; Nelumbonaceae. The record is from RefSeq and is a predicted model, not a curated record.
UUUCCAGUCGCGCCUAUUUAUUUUCACAAUCUUCUCUUUGAAAUUCAUUUUUUUUUUCAGACAGAACGAAGUAUCCAAUCCGUAGAGUCCGAUCGUCUCAAUUCAAUUGAGGUCCUGCUGGAUGUUGUUUCGGAUGCCUACGCCUUAUUAGAUUGAUGGUCUUUUCGUUCUUAGUUUUGGAUAUAUUCUGUACAAUAUGGAAAAAACACAGAAUAUCUUGGUUAUUUGGAGGGGAAGGAAGUUGAAUGUGGAGAUAAAUUCAGGUGCUACUCUCAAAGAUCUUGGACACAAACUACAGAAGUUGACUAAUGUAAAAGCCAAUACUAUGCGUCUCCUUGUACCACGUUCUUCUGAUAAAAGCUCAAAUAUGUUCAUUCCAUUCUCUGGGGAACACUCAAAUUUAAGCUUGCUCGAGUCUUCCAUUCUUGAGAAUAAGCCUAUUAGAAUGAUGGGUGUGUUCGAAGAUGAAGUUGAAGAGGUUCUACAAAAUGAAAAAGUUGACUUGAGGAUAGCUGGAUUUGAUGAAGAGGAAAGGAGACUGAGGCAGCGCAUGAUAGAUAGGCCCACAACUUCACUAAAACUUCCACAAGGAACGUGUAUCUUCUGUGAUUUCCGCACACUUCACAUUCCAGGAAUAGAGUUGUACCCUCCAGCUUCUGAGGCAUUGAGAAUAAUGCAUAUGCUUGCUGCUGAUCCAGGAAUUAUUGCUAUCAUGAACAAGCAUCGAUGGCGGGUAGGAGUUAUGACAGAGAUGGCUCCAGUGGGGUAUGUUGGUAUCAGUCCCAAAUGCAUUCUUGGUUUUAACAAGAAUCAAGGAGAGGAGAUAUCUCUGCGCCUUCGAACUGAUGACCUCAAGGGUUUUAGGAAAUAUGAGAGCAUUAAAAAAACUCUGUUACAUGAGCUUGCUCACAUGGUUUACUCUGAACAUGAUGCCAACUUUUAUGCUCUAGAUAAGCAGCUCAACCAAGAAGCUGCUAGUCUAGAUUGGACAAAGUCAAGAAGCCACACCUUGACUUCUGUCAGGCAUUCGGAACACUAUGAAGAGGAGUUUUAUACUGGAACCAGAAGUAGUAGUUCUCAAAAGCUUGGGGGCAAAAUGUCAGAUCACUUGGCCAGUGCCUGUGCAUCAUCAGUUGCUGCUGCCUACCGUCGUUUAGCUGAAACUUCCACCAACACCUCUGGGGCAUUUGAAGUCUGUGAAGAACCUGAUCCUGAUGAUUCUUUGGUAAAAGAACAUAUGCAGCCUGAAGUCCCCAAGGAAACUUGUGAGAAUCCUAGCAGUGAGCCUCAUCCUAAUCACAACUUGCUUGAUCAAAACAAGUUUGAGCCUGACCCCAAUGAUUCUCAAAGUGUUCAUGCCAUGGAUUUCAAACCUUAUUUGGGAGUUAACAGAAACAGAACUGAACUUGAGCCUGAUCCAGAUGAUCGUAAAGUGGCACAGUCCAUGCCUCAUAUGAGAACUGACAGGAAGUUGAUUGACUCUAAUAACUGUGAAGAACCUGAUCCUGAUGAUACGGAGGUGAACAGUGCUGCUCUAAAGAAUAAAGUGGUGGUUGAACUGGAUCGAGAUGAGAAUCAAGCAAAUGAGACUAUGGGUAAUGAGAGCCAGCUAACGAUGAACUGCAGAGAACCUGAUCCAGAUGAUUCUGAAUUUGGAAGGGUUAUCUUGGACUACAGAAACAGGGGUGAACCUGAUCCUGAUGAUUCUCAAGCAAUUAAAACUGUUGAACAUGAGGCCCAAGUAGGGAAGACUAUUGAGGAGCCUGAUCCUGAUGACGCUGAAGUAGAAAAGACCUCUUUGGAAUAUAGAGGCAACAGCAAACCUGAUCCUGGUGAUUCUCAUGCCAGUGAAGUCAUGCAGAUUGAGCCCGAUCCUGAUGACAAGGAAAACUCCAAUGAAAGUUCUAGAAUGCAUGCUGAUGAACCUGAUCCAGAUGAUCAAGAACUGCAGAGAAUUCAAGACCCUGUUUCUCUUGUAUGUACUCGUCUUCAGAAAGCCAUUGAAGUGCUGCGAUCUGAAGUUAAUUCGACAGAAGCUAAUUCUGUUCUUCAGACCCUUUGUAAGAUCGUUAGGAAUGUCAUUGAACACCCAGAUGAAAUUAAAUUUAGGAGACUACGGAAGGCAAAUCCCAUGUUUCAAAGGAACGUUGCAAAUUAUAAAGCUGCCAUGGAAGUUCUUUUUCUGGUGGGCUUCAAUGAAGAUGUUUUGUCUGAUGAAGUUGGGAGAGUGGAGACUUACAUGGUUCUGAAAAGGAAUGAUCCUGCGUUACUCUGGCUUGCCAAGUCCUCAUUGGAGAUGUGCAUUGCUUACUAGUCGUGGUCCUCCUGGAAGUGGUAAAGCCAAAUGUUGGAUUUGUACAAGGGAUCUCUUUUCUGUCUUUGUUGUACGUCAAGGUAGUAUGUAUUCUUUUCUUUGGGGUGGUAUCGGCGUUACAGGGUGCUGUGUGAAGUGUUGUAUCCAUUGUGCACGUCCGGUUACAGGUACUGUAGCCCUGAUUUGGAUGUAAUCCGAUUUGUAUGAUUCUGUAAGAAUUACUGUAGAUAAAGUGGACAGCAUUGUUUAUCUCAUUGACAUUUGCAUUUGGGUUA